AUGGCCGCCUUCGACUCUGCCGCCAUCGAGUCCCAGUUGCGCAAGAAGAUCAGCUUCGAGGCCGGCGUGCGCUCCCUUGAGGCUUUCCUGUCGGGGCCCUUCGAAUCGGCGCCCGAGGCGGAUCGCCGGGAGGCCCUGCGGCUGGUCGGCCGCGCGCACGCGUUGCUCAAGUCGAGGCACUCGGCGGUGCCGUUCUGGACGGCGGGGAGGCAGCUGUUCUCCACAGCCAAGGAUGUGGCGAGAGGCAUGCCGGGCGAAGAGCAGUUCGGUGAGUACUUCCGGGGGGCCGAGGCGUUCAUAGCCGAGAUGGACGGGCCCAGCACCUCUGCGGCAGAAGAAGGCCCCCGCCGGCCGCAGCAGCGCCGCCCGUACCUGUUCGAGGGGCAGCUGACAGAGGCCGACGCCGCACCUCCGCCAGACCCCCUAGCCAACAUCGGGCGUGUGAUCCAGCUCAUGGUCCCGGAGGUGGCGGAGAUGCUCACCAAUCAGCCCCGGCCCCCCCCGCCCCCCCAGGACCCCGCCGCGGGGCCCCACCCCGCCGACCCCACCCGAGCCCCUUCGCCCAUCCCGGACAAUCCCGCCGACACCCCCAGCGGCCAAAUCGGCCCCGACUUCCACGAGCAGCUCCGGCGAACCGUCGAGAUGAUGGACCUUGGCGCGGGGCUGCAAGCUCAUGGCAUUCCGGGAGAUGCCGCUGACGUCCCAUUGGAAGAGGUUCUCAGAAUGUUAGCCGCAGAAGGGGAUGCGCAAGGCCCCGCGCCGCCUCCGCCGGCCUCCAAGGCCGCCGUGGCCGGGCUGCCCCGCGCGGUCGUCACCGAGGAGGGCUUGGCCAUGAUGGGCACCAAGACAAGCUGCCCGGUGUGCUUCGAUGACUACGCCCCCGGGCAGGAGGUGCAGACGCUGCCGUGCGGGCAUGUGCUGCACCCGGGAUGCCUGGCGCCCUGGCUGGAGACCACGAAUUCUUGCCCUGUGUGCAGGCACGAGCUGCCCACGGACGACAGGGAGUACGAGGAGCGGAAGGAGAGGAGGGCGGCGGAGGAGGAAGAGAGGCGGGGUGCGGCCAACGCCGUGGACCACACGGAGUUCUUAUACAUCUAA
Molecule: messenger RNA, 1098 nt
Organism: Ostreobium quekettii
Lineage: Eukaryota; Viridiplantae; Chlorophyta; Ulvophyceae; Bryopsidales; Ostreobiaceae
Source: the annotation of a GenBank genome assembly